This is a messenger RNA of Odocoileus virginianus texanus, 1532 nucleotides long. It is a transcript of the gene SOWAHD, whose product is annotated as sosondowah ankyrin repeat domain family member D. Lineage: Eukaryota; Metazoa; Chordata; Mammalia; Artiodactyla; Cervidae. Gene Ontology annotation, molecular function: protein binding. The record is from RefSeq and is a predicted model, not a curated record.
AUGGCCGAGCCCCGAGGGGCCGCCAAGCCGGCCCCCAAGGCCUCCUUCGCAUCAACCAAGCUGAGACAGAGGAACGCCCCGCAGCCCCGCCCCUCGAGAGUGGACGCCGGCAACCUGGGCAGGUACCGGGGCAACGCCACCACCUCCUGGGAGCCCCCUUUCCUUGGCUCGCUGAUGCCCUCGGGGACAGGCUCGGCGCGCCGGCGGGGAGCGCGGCUGGAGCAGCUGGGGCUGCAGGGGGCGGCUCCCGCCGGGUGGUUGUCGGAGGAGCAGUCCCCGGGCGGGCCGAACGGACCGGGCGGUAGCGGGCUGUGCCUGGAGCCCCGGGAGCACGCGUGGAUACUGGCGGCCGCCGAAGGCCGCUUUGAGGUGCUGCAGGAGCUGCUGGAAGCCGAACCGGGGCUGCUGCUGCGGGGCGACCCCAUCACGGGCUACUCGGUGCUGCACUGGCUGGCCAAGCACGGGCGCCACGAGGAACUCAUCCUAGUGCACGACUUCGCCCAGCGCCAGGGGCUGCGGCUCGACGUGAGCGCCCCGGGUAGCGGCGGCCUCACGCCCCUCCACCUGGCGGCCCUGCAGGGCCACGAGAUGGUCAUCAAGGUGCUGGUGGGCGCCUUGGGGGCUGACCCCACGCGCCGCGACCACAGCGGCCACCGGGCCUGUCACUACCUGAGGCCCGACGCGUCCUGGAGCCUGCGGGAGCUGUCGGGGGCCGAGGACUGGGAGACGGCAGGCGGCCGAGACCGGGACCCUAACAACGCCAACAACAACAGCAGCAGCGGCGGCGGCGCCGCGUGGGCACUGAAACGCGCCCCGAGCGCAGUGGGCGCGCAGGUCGUGGAGAAGACCGCCAGAGCGGCGGCGGCGGCAGCUAAGGGGAAAGACUCCGUGGGCAGCCGGGUGGCGCAAAUUCAAGGCCUCCUCCGCCAUAUGUUCCCCUUCUUCCAGGACCGUUGAAGGCGACGGAGACUGGAGAGCGUGGAGGGACCCCGACACUGCGGCGAGGCCUCUGUCCCGGGUGGUCCCGUGUCCUCCCACCCCCCACCCCCGAUGGGGAGGCGCCCGGGACUCGGCUCGAGCCGCAGCCUUGGGCGCUGGGCCUGCCAGGAGCAGACCCCCUCGGGGUGGUUCUCAGGCACCUGUCGGAGGUCUCCUACUGCACCGGCCAGGAGCCGCUGGAACCAGGCACCAAGCGGCCCUGGUGCCGAGACCCCAAACUACAGGAUUUAGGCGUUCGGUGCAGAAGCUCGGGACAAGGUUAAGUUAUGCUUCCAGUAGCCAUUUCUUGGCAGGCAGAAGCUCUGGGUUUAUUAGGAAACAUUUGUUCAAGAAUGAGAUAAGACUGUAAGCCAGUGAUCCAGAAGAAGUCUAACUGCAGGCCUGACUUAGCUAUUAACAAGUUAUUUUGGGGGAUGAACCAGCCCUUGUCAACCUGCUCCGGAGACAAGCAGGGCUUACCAGUAGAGGACCCUUUCUAAUGUAUCCCCAGUGACUUCUUUAGCAUAUUAAAAUGGAAUGUUUUCCUUUCACAU